AUGCUGGCUGUAGCGGAGAAUGCUCAAAAUGCCGGCGUGGUGGCCGCGGCGGUGGGCGGGCAAAACCAAACCCAGGUCUACGUGACGGAAUCCUGCCUGCAGAAGCCGUACCGCUGUCCGCAUCCGAAGAUUCAGUUCUACCUGUACACGCGCGGCACCCAGGAGCAGCCCGAGUUCAUCGAUGUGCUCGACGCCAACGCCCUGUACUACACUCACUUCAAUCCCCGGCAUCAGACGAAGAUAAUCAUCCACGGCUUCGGAGGAGGUCGCGAUCUGAGUCCCAGUCCAGACUUGCGGGAGGCCUACUUCAGCGUGGGCGAGUACAACAUCAUCAUCGUGGACUACGCCGACGCGGUGAAGGAGCCCUGCCUCAGCCAGAUGGACUGGUCUCCCCGCUUCGGCGGCCUCUGCAUCUCCCAGUUGGUCAAGUAUCUGGCCCGACAUCCGCGCGGGGUCCAGCCAGAUGACCUUCACUUCAUCGGCUACAGCGUGGGUGCCCACAUAGCCGGACUGGUGGCCAACUAUCUGAAGCCCGAGGAGGGAAAGCUGGGACGCAUCACAGCCCUGGAUCCAACGAUAUUCUUCUAUGCUGGGGCCAACAACUCCAGGGAUCUGGAUACGACCGAUGCCAACUUUGUGGAUGUUAUGCACACUGGAGCGGGGAUACUCGGUCAAUGGCAUUCCAGUGGCCACGCGGACUUUUAUGUGAAUGGCGGCACCAGGCAGCCAGCCUGUGUGGGCUCUGCCACACUGUUUCAGACCUUGGCCUGCGACCACACCAAAGUCACCCCCUAUUUCAUAGAGUCCAUAACAACGACUCGGGGCUUCUAUGCGGGUCCGUGCCCCAACUUGUUCACCUACCUGAUAGGCUGGUGCGAGCCCAAGGACUCCGAGUACGUUCUGAUGGGCGAGCACUGCUCACAUAAAGCUCGAGGCAACUACUAUGUUACCACUAAUGGAAAAGCACCAUUUGCCCGUGGUUUUCCAGGCAAGGGGCGUUCCAAUGGCGAGUACCAGGGUGUACGGCGAUAGUGAAAAUCGUUUGUUGCCUUUUGUUCGCAGUUCGGUUCAUUUAGAAAUCUCAAAAUUUUGGAAACAAUGGAUCGAAGAUCGAUUUUGCCUAGUUUCCAUUUCGAAGCAACCUUCCAUUUUCCAUUUUCCAUCUUCCAUCUCUUAUACCGUAGCACUCAUGUGAUUAUAGUUUGUUUUCUAUAUAUACGAAUCAUAUUUAUUUUAUAUAUUUUUGUUGUUAGUCUUAGACCACCGCCAUGUUUGCUGGGUGUUGGGAGUUGGGAGAGAGGCGACAUCCAGUCCCUAAUGUUUCGGGCCCUGUACAAAUCAAUGCAUCUAAUCAUUAAGUCGUAGGCUGAAAGUUGUUUGAAAUAAACGCACAAUACACUCAACUCAAUGUUUGUUGGCAUAAUUCUUAACAAGUUCAUUUUAUUGAGUUCCAAAUACAUUUGUUAAGGUAUAAUUUUGUUUUGUUUCGAUUUCGUUUAGACGUUUAAAUAUGGUAAUUCGUAUAGCCAGAUGUCAUUCAGGGGGUUUCUUUCUCGGUCUCAGUGUCAUAAGUUUUUUAAAUAAAUUUGAGUAACAUGGUAAUUUGGUAAAUUAUUUUGCAAAGCUGGAUCUUAAACGAAAAUCUUUUUUAUUGUGCUCGAGUCUUCUGUAAUCGUUUUAGUUACAUUUUAUGAGUAUUAUUAAAGUGUUUUCUUCUGUUAUGAGCAUACAUCGAAGUAUAUAUGUAUGUACGUAUAUAAGUAUAUGUAUAUUAAUUCGGUUUAUCGACCAUUAAAAUUAUACAACAUGGGCGGGUGUUGCCAGAAAAGGGAUCUCCAUUCGUUUCUUAAAUAUUUGAUUUUGAUUUAAUUUUUAGCAAUUUGCAUACAGAACGCUC
This is a messenger RNA of Drosophila miranda, 1897 nucleotides long. RefSeq names its product pancreatic triacylglycerol lipase. The record is from RefSeq and is a predicted model, not a curated record. Gene Ontology annotation, biological process: lipid metabolic process. Gene Ontology annotation, molecular function: lipase activity. NCBI's taxonomy places the organism in Eukaryota, Metazoa, Arthropoda, Insecta, Diptera, Drosophilidae.